Messenger RNA from Salmo salar (Atlantic salmon), 2529 nucleotides. The record is from RefSeq and is a predicted model, not a curated record. NCBI's taxonomy places the organism in Eukaryota, Metazoa, Chordata, Actinopteri, Salmoniformes, Salmonidae.
AUGCAGAAGGCAGGAGGAGGAGGAGGCAGUGGGACUGUAACAGAGAUGUCCCUGUUAAUCCUGUGUUUGAAGAGUGCAGGCGGACAAGCAGCCCGGUGCAUUCUGUUCCAGCUCCCCUCACUUGCCGUGCGAAAGUGGGCAUCUGUCCAGGACGGGUGGUGCCGGCUCAGCGCGCCUGGUCUCCAGUGCGCCUCCUCGGUCCAGUACAUCCUGCACCAGCUCUACGCGCUGUAUCUCCGUGACAGUCUACUGUCCGGAGCCUCCACCAACGGUCGGCAGUCCGGAGCAUCCAGCGACAGUCGGCAGUCCGGAGCAUCCAGCAACGGUCGGCAGCCCGGAGCCUCCAGCGACGGUUCCCAGUCGAGAGCCUUCUGCAGCGAUCUACGGUCCGGAGUCCCCGGCGAUGAUCCACGGUUCGAUUCCUCCAGCGAUGAUUCACGGUCCGGAGCUUCCGGCGACGAUCCCCGCACCACUGAAUCCUUCUGCUCCACCAUCUACACCUCUCCACUGCCCUUCUGUUCCACCAUCUACACCUCUCCACGGCCCUUCUGUUCCAUCUACACCUCUCCACAGUCCUUCUGUUCCACCAUCUACACCUCUCCACGGCCCUUCUGUUCCACCAUCUACACCUCUCCACGGCCCUUCUGUUCCACCAUCUACACCUCUCCACAGCCCUUCUGUUCCACCAUCUACACCUCUCCACAGCCCUUCUGUUCCACCAUCUACACCUCUCCACAGCCCUUCUGUUCCACCAUCUACACCUCUCCACAGCCCUUCUGUUCCACCAUCUACACCUCUCCACAGCCCUUCUGUUCCACCAUCUACACCUCUCCACAGCCCUUCUGUUCCACCAUCUACACCUCUCCACAGUCCUUCUGUUCCACCAUCUACACCUCUCCACGGCCCUUCUGUUCCAUCUACACCUCUCCACAGCCCUUCUGUUCCACAUCUACACCUCUCCACAGCCCUUCUGUUCCAUGCUCUACACCUCUCCACAGCCCUUCUGUUCCACCAUCUACACCUCUCCACGGCCCUUCUGUUCCAUCUACACCUCUCCACAGCCCUUCUGUUCCACCAUCUACACCUCUCCACAGCCCUUCUGUUCCAUGUUCCACCAUCUACACCUCUCCACAGUCCUUCUGUUCCAUCUACACCUCUCCACGGCCCUUUUGUUCCAUCUACACCUCUCCACGGCCCUUCUGUUCCAUCUACACCUCUCCACAGCCCUUCUGUUCCACCAUCUACACCUCUCCACGGCCCUUCUGUUCCAUCUACACCUCUCCACGGCCCUUCUGUUCCAUCUACACCUCUCCACGGCCCUUCUGUUCCAUCUACACCUCUCCACGGCCCUUCUGUUCCACCAUCUACACCUCUCCACGGCCUUCUGUUCCACAAUCUACACCUCUCCACGGCCUUCUGUUCCACCAUCUACACCUCUCCACAGCCCUUCUGUUCCACCAUCUACACCUAUCCACGGCCUUCUGUUCCACCAUCUACACCUCUCCACGGCCCUUCUGUUCCACCAUCUACACCUCUCCACGCCCUUCUCCCUUCUGUUCCACCAUCUACACCUCUCCACGGCCCUUCUGUUCCACCAUCUACACCUCUCCACGGCCUUCUGUUCCACCAUCUACACCUCUCCACAGCCCUUCUGUUCCAUCUACACCUCUCCACAGCCCUUCUGUUCCACCAUCUACACCUCUCCACGGCCCUUCUGUUCCACCAUCUACACCUCUCCACGGCCUUCUGUUCCACCAUCUACACCUCUCCACGGCCUUCUGUUCCACCAUCUACACCUCUCCACGGCCUUCUGUUCCACCAUCUACACCUCUCCACGGCCUUCUGUUCCACCAUCUACACCUCUCCACGGCCUUCUGUUCCACCAUCUACACCUCUCCACGGCCCUUCUGUUCCACCAUCUACACCUCUCCACAGCCCUUCUGUUCCACCAUCUACACCUCUCCACGGCCCUUCUGUUCCACCAUCUACACCUCUCCACGGCCCUUCUGUUCCAUCUACACCUCUCCACGGCCCUUCUGUUCCAUCUACACCUCUCCACGGCCCUUCUGUUCCAUCUACACCUCUCCACGGCCCUUCUGUUCCACCAUCUACACCUCUCCACGGCCCUUCUGUUCCACCAUCUACACCUCUCCACGGCCCUUCUGUUCCACCAUCUACACCUCUCCACGGCCCUUCUGUUCCACUCUACACCUCUCCACGGCCCUUCUGUUCCAUCUACACCUCUCCACGGCCCUUCUGUUCCAUCUACACCUCUCCACGGCCCUUCUGUUCCAUCUACACCUCUCCACGGCCCUUCUGUUCCAUCUACACCUCUCCACGGCCCUUCUGUUCCACCAUCUACACCUCUCCACGGCCCUUCUGUUCCACCAUCUACACCUCUCCACGGCCCUUCUGUUCCAUCUACACCUCUCCACGGCCCUUCUGUUCCAUCUACACCUCUCCACGGCCCUUCUGUUCCACCAUCUACACCUCUCCACGGCCCUUCUGUUCCACCAUCUACACCUUUGA